Molecule: messenger RNA, 4460 nt
Organism: Prionailurus viverrinus (fishing cat)
Lineage: Eukaryota; Metazoa; Chordata; Mammalia; Carnivora; Felidae
Gene: IARS1
Product: isoleucyl-tRNA synthetase 1
Exons: 31
Coding region: 91-3426 (1111 amino acids)
Biological process (GO): isoleucyl-tRNA aminoacylation
Molecular function (GO): tRNA binding; isoleucine-tRNA ligase activity; ATP binding
Source: RefSeq, a predicted model, not a curated record
CGAGUCACUUUUCUCGUAGCUCGCAAACCCAGCGGUGGCGCCACGACUGUCGUCGCGUGCAGGAGGGCCGACUGAAAAGGCAGCAACAAAAUGGUUCAGCAAGUUCCAGAAAACAUAAAUUUUCCUGCUGAAGAAGAAAAAAUCUUGCAGUUCUGGUCCGAAUUUAAUUGUUUUCAGGAAUGCUUAAAGCAGUCAAAACACAAGCCAAAAUUUACGUUCUAUGAUGGGCCUCCUUUUGCAACUGGACUGCCUCACUAUGGACAUAUACUUGCAGGGACAAUUAAAGAUAUAGUUACCAGAUAUGCUCACCAGAGUGGGUUUCACGUUGACAGAAGGUUUGGAUGGGAUUGUCACGGCUUACCUGUGGAAUAUGAAAUUGAUAAGACACUGGGGAUCAGAGGACCAGAGGAUGUAGCCAAAAUGGGGAUCGUAGAGUAUAACAAUCAGUGCCGAGCAAUUGUGAUGAGAUAUUCCACUGAGUGGAAGUCUACUGUUACCAGACUUGGCCGAUGGAUUGACUUUGACAAUGACUACAAAACUCUGUACCCACAAUUCAUGGAAUCUGUCUGGUGGGUCUUCAAACAGCUCUAUGAUAAGGGCCUUGUGUACAGAGGUGUGAAAGUCAUGCCCUUCUCCACCGCAUGCAACACUCCACUCUCCAACUUCGAGUCUCACCAGAACUACAAGGAUGUACAAGACCCUUCAGUGUUUGUAACUUUCCCUUUGGAGGAAGAUGAAAAUGUGUCUUUGGUGGCUUGGACAACCACUCCCUGGACUCUCCCAAGUAACCUUGCCCUGUGUGUUAAUCCAGAUAUGCAGUACGUGAAGAUUAAAGAUGUCAUCAGAGGAAAAUUGCUCAUUUUAAUGGAAGCCAGAUUACCAGCCCUGUAUAAACUGGAAACUGACUAUGAAGUCCUUGAAAGAUUUCCUGGUUCCUGUCUCAAAGGCAAGAAGUACAGGCCCCUGUUUGACUAUUUUGUGCAGUGCAAGGAGAACGGCGCUUUCACGGUGCUCACCGACAGCUACGUGCGGGAGGAGGAGGGCACUGGAGUGGUGCACCAGGCUCCGUACUUUGGUGCUGAUGACUAUCGGGUCUGUAUGGACUUCAGCAUCAUUCAGAAAGACUCUCCUCCUGUUUGCCCUGUGGAUGCUUCAGGCUGUUUCACAGCAGAAGUGACAGAUUUCACAGGACAGUAUGUGAAGGAUGCUGACAAAAACAUCAUCAGGACCCUGAAGGAAAAAGGCCGACUUCUUGUUGCUAGCACCUUCACUCACAGCUACCCUUUCUGCUGGAGGUCGGACACCCCACUCAUUUACAAAGCAGUGCCUAGCUGGUUCGUACGGGUGGAGCACAUGGUGGACCAGCUGUUGAAGAACAAUGACCUGUGUUACUGGGUCCCAGAGUUUGUGCGAGAAAAGCGAUUUGGAAAUUGGCUAAAAGAUGCACGUGACUGGGCAAUUUCCAGAAACAGAUACUGGGGCACCCCUAUCCCCCUGUGGGUCAGUGAUGACUUCGAGGAGGUAGUAUGCAUUGGAUCAAUGGCAGAGCUUGAAGAACUGUCAGGAGCGAAGGUCUCUGAUCUCCACAGAGAGAGCAUUGACCAUCUGACCAUCCCUUCCCGUUGUGGGAAGGGGGUGUUGCGUCGUAUCUCUGAGGUGUUUGACUGUUGGUUCGAGAGUGGCAGCAUGCCCUAUGCUCAAGUUCAUUAUCCAUUUGAAAACAAGAGGGAGUUUGAUGAUGCAUUUCCUGCAGACUUCAUUGCCGAAGGCAUUGACCAAACCAGAGGAUGGUUUUACACCCUGCUGGUGCUGGCCACGGCUCUCUUCGGACAGCCGCCUUUCAGGAACGUGAUUGUGAACGGGCUCGUCCUGGCCAGUGAUGGCCAAAAAAUGAGCAAGCGAAAAAAGAAUUAUCCAGAUCCACUUUCAAUCAUCCAUAAAUAUGGUGCUGACGCCCUCAGAUUAUAUCUGAUCAACUCCCCUGUGGUGAGAGCAGAAAACCUCCGCUUUAAGGAGGAGGGUGUGCGUGAUGUCUUGAAGGACGUGCUGCUCCCGUGGUACAACGCCUAUCGCUUCUUCAUCCAGAACGUGCUGAGGCUGCAGAAGGAGGAAGAAAUGGAGUUCCUGUACAAUGAGAACACGGUUAAAGAAAGUGCCAACGUGACAGACCGCUGGGUCCUAUCCUGCAUGCAGUCGCUGGUUGGGUUCUUUGAGACCGAGAUGGCAGCUUACAGGCUCUAUACUGUAGUGCCUCGCCUGGUCAAGUUCGUGGAUGUCCUAACCAACUGGUACGUCCGGAUGAACCGCAGAAGGUUGAAGGGCGAAAACGGGGUGGAGGACUGUGUCAUGGCCCUGGAGACCUUGUUCAGUGUUCUGCUGUCUCUGUGCAGGCUCAUGGCCCCCUAUACACCUUUUCUUACCGAGUUGAUGUACCAGAAUCUAAAGCUGCUGAUUGACCCCGGUUCUGUCCAGGACAAGGACACACUCAGCAUCCACUACCUCAUGCUGCCCCACGUUCGGGAGGAGCUGAUUGACAAGAACACGGAGAGCGCGGUCUCUCGGAUGCAGUCUGUGAUUGAGCUUGGGCGAGUGAUUCGAGACCGCAAAACCAUUCCGAUAAAGUAUCCUUUGAAAGAAAUUGUGGUUAUCCACCAGGAUCCAGAAGCUCUCAAUGAGAUCAAAUCUCUGGAGAAGUAUAUCAUUGAGGAGUUGAAUGUUCGCAAAGUUACACUGUCUACAGAUAAAAACAAGUAUGGCAUUCGCCUAAGGGCAGAACCUGACCACAUGGUCCUGGGCAAGCGGCUGAAGGGAGCCUUCAGGACGGUGAUGAUGGCCAUCAAGCAGCUAAGCAGCGAGGAGCUAGAGCGUUUCCAGGAGACUGGGACCAUUGUUGUCGAAGGUCACGAGCUGCAUGAAGAGGACAUCCGCCUCAUGUACACCUUUGACCAGACAGCAGGAGGGACAACGCAGUACGAAGCGCACUCGGAUGCCCAGGCUUUGGUUCUCUUAGACGUCACCCCCGAACAGUCCAUGGUGGAUGAAGGAGUGGCUCGGGAGGUCAUCAAUCGCAUCCAGAAACUUCGCAAAAAGUGCAAUCUGGUUCCGACUGAUGAAAUAACAGUUUACUAUAAAGCUAAGUCUGAAGGAAAAUAUCUGAAUAAUGUUAUCGAAAGCCACACGGAGUUUAUAUUUGCCACCAUAAAGGCUCCCUUGAAACCAUACCCAGUUCCAUUAUCAGACAACGUCCUUAUUCAAGAAAAAACACAGUUAAAGGGAUCUGACCUGGAAAUUACACUCACCAGAGGAUCAUCCCCGCCUGGGCCUGCUUGUGCAUAUGUCAAUCUUAACAUUUGUACAAAUGGCAGCGAGCAAGCAUUGCACAGGAAGUUGGCAAGAAAAGGCUACAGAUCAGAAGGGAAGAAAUAAAACUGACCUGAGAUGAAGAGAACAUGACUGUCUACAUAGAAAAUCCCAAGUAGUCUACAGAUUGAUAUGUGUCCUGGUUCGCCCAUCAGCACCGUCACCAGCUAGUGCCAGGAUGGCCAUGUGUACUUUUGGGCCUGUGAUGAUGGCCCCCAAACUGCUAUUCAAGUUCUGUGAUGUGUGGCACGUAGCUGGUCCAUUGCUGCUGACAUUCUGGCUCACUCAUUGGAGACCAUCUGUGAUCCUGUGGAAGGAGGUGGUCAGACAGGCAGCAGAUGUGCAUUGUGAUGUCAACAAGGCCAGGGUUCUGUGUUGCUUUCAGUCCCAGGGAGCAAUGGAAUGAGCAGUGACCAGAUAUAUGGGGCCACUCCCAGUGCUGCCCCUUUUUGGGCCGAGUGGCCGAACAACUGAGAAGAAAAGCUCCCAACUCCAGCACAAGUGUUUUUUCCCGGCACCAUUACCACCACCUGCCUUCACAUGAUGUGCUAUGGUGUGUCCUUUACUCUCUGGCUGAAAGCACUCACAUUGCAAGAAAAAAACUACAAGUGAUCUUUAAAUUUAUUAUUUUAAAGUAUUUUUGGUGUUGUAUAUGCCUUUUGGGUUUGUAUAUUAAUUGGUGCAUUUUGUUUCUGGGUAAUUGAAUAAAAUUAUAUUGCUUAUAAAAAAUAAAAUUCAUCACAUUCACAAGAUAUGGCAAACAUAACAAAAAUCAAUUUAAUUUUUGUACACUAACAAUGAACACGUGGAGAAUGAAUUUUAAAGUGUAGUACCAUUUACAGUCUCUCAAAAAAGAGAGACUUAAGUGGAAAUCUAAUAAAACACGUACAGGACUUAUAUGCCCAAAUCUACAAAUUACUGAUGAAAACACAGAGAGAUGUGUCAUGUUCGCAGAUUGGAACAUUCGAUAUGGUAAACCCAUCAGUUCUCCCCAAAUUAAUACACAUGUUUAACUGCAUUCCUGUCAAACCUCAACAGUGUUUUUUGGUAGACAAAAUUAUAAAACCUAUCUGGAAAGAGAAAGGAAAUAAAUAGCUAAU